Messenger RNA from Penicillium griseofulvum, 1779 nucleotides. Its product is annotated as Major facilitator superfamily domain, general substrate transporter. The transcript is spliced from 3 exons. Gene Ontology annotation, biological process: transmembrane transport. The coding region runs from base 1 to 1779 and encodes 592 amino acids. Gene Ontology annotation, molecular function: transmembrane transporter activity. Lineage: Eukaryota; Fungi; Ascomycota; Eurotiomycetes; Eurotiales; Aspergillaceae. The record is from RefSeq and is a predicted model, not a curated record.
AUGGGCAUUUCCAACAUUCGAUCUGCCUUCCGGCGGUCAUCGACCCAGGAAUCUGUUACUCAAGUCGCUGUGAGUACUGAUGGCGAAAAAAAGAGCGAACUGCCCACCGAAGUUGUUGCUGUACCCAACGAGAACAACCCUGAAGUUCCCACCGAAAAUGCACAGCAGGGUGUGAAAGACCUCGAGGCUGUGACUUUGAGCUGGACGAAGGGCAUGCUAAUUGCUGUCUUUGUAAACAUCUGGUUUCUGUACUUCGUCAAUGCUAUGCAAUCCACGAUUGGCUACAGUUUGCUCAGCUAUGUCACCUCUGACUUUGAAAGCCACUCCCUACUGAGUGUCGUCAGCAUUGUCGCAGAAGCCAUGACGGCCGCAGUGUACAUUCCCACUGCCAAGGCUAUGGACGUUUGGGGCCGUGCAGAAGGUUACCUGGUCAUGGUUAUUUUUGCAACUCUUGGUCUGAUCAUUAUGGCGGCGUGCGAAAACCUUCCCACGUACUGCGCUGCCUGGGUCUUUUACAGAAUUGGCUUCGGAGGUAUGACAUACUGUGUAGAUGUCAUCACAGCCGACAUUUCCAAGCUCAAGAAUCGAGGUUUGGCUUACGCUUUCACUGCCUCGCCAUACAUCAUCACAGCGUUCGCUGGCCCCAAGGCUGCUGAGGGCUUCUACGCAGAUAACUGGCGAUGGGCCUUUGGCGCAUUCUCGAUCAUCUUCCCCAUUGUUGCCUCCCCUCUUUUCUUCAUAUUGAAGUUCAACCUGAGGAAGGCCCAUCAGAACGGUCUUGCCGUCAGGGAGCGCAGCGGCCGGACCUUCCUCCAAAGCAUUUGGUUCUACAUCAAGGAGUUUGAUCUGUUUGGUGUUUUGGUGUUCUCUAUCGGCCUUACAAUCUUCCUCCUCCCAUUUAGCAUUUCGACUUAUGCUCCUAACGGCUGGGCAUCAGGCUACAUCAUUGCCAUGAUUGUGCUCGGAUUUGUUAUGCUUGCCGUCUUCCUUGUUUGGGAGUUCCGUUUUGCUCCCGCACCGAUGUUCAACUUUAGCCUGUUGACCGAUCGAACUAUCAUUGGUGCAUGCUUGCUCGACGCGACAUACCAGCUCUCUUACUACUGCUGGAACAACUUCUAUACCUCCUUUUUGCAGGUAGUUAACGACCUUAGUAUCUCUGAGGCCGGAUACGUUAGCAACACUUUCGACGUGGUCUCUGGCUUCCUUUUACUCGGAGUCGGAUUCGUCAUUCGCAAGACUGGUCGCUUCAAGUGGACUCUCUACAUUGCGGUCCCGCUAUACAUCUUUGCCCAGGGAUUGAUGAUCCAUUUCCGUCGUCCCAACCAAUCUGUCGGUUACCUUGUCAUGUGUCAGAUUUUCAUCUCCAUUGGUGGAUCUAUCUUCAUCAUCGUUCAGCAGCUUGCUGUCUUGGCUGCUGCCGACCACCAGCACGUUGCAACUGUUCUUGCUCUGCUGAACGUCGUGGGUACUGUCGGCAACGCUGCCGGUUCUACAAUUUCUGGCGCAAUCUGGACCAAUACAUUCUACAAAGCCCUUGAGACGAGACUUCCGGAGUCUGUGAUGGGAGACAUCGAUCUGAUCUACGAGAGUCUUGAGCAGCAGCUGUUGUAUCCCGUCGGAUCCGCCGCGAGACUGGGUAUUCAGGAAGCAUAUGCUUAUUCUCAGACAAGAAUGCUUGCUGUUGGUACCGGUCUCAUGGGUCUGUGCAUCUUCUGGACUCUCAUGAUCCGAGACAUCGACCUGAGGAAGGUUGCUCAGGUCAAGGGUACCGUGUUCUAA